This is a messenger RNA of Populus nigra (black poplar), 3459 nucleotides long. RefSeq lists its product as uncharacterized. NCBI's taxonomy places the organism in Eukaryota, Viridiplantae, Streptophyta, Magnoliopsida, Malpighiales, Salicaceae. Bases 186 to 731 code for a protein of 181 amino acids. The transcript has 8 exons. The record is from RefSeq and is a predicted model, not a curated record.
GCUGAAGAAAUGAAGAAACCAUUUGAGUUGCGUGUGGCUAAGCUAAAAAGCACCGGCACCCCUGCUUAUCCUCGGCUUCGCUUCACUCUCUUCAACCUUGUGCUCUAACCCAUAACUCAACAGGUCUAUAUAGUAAAGAAUUGAAAGAAGAGUGAGGAAUUUGAAAGGGGGAAGAGAAGGAGACUAUGGCUUCUGCGACCUUGUUGUGUUGGUGCAGUUCAGACUUGAUAAGGCAUGGUUCAUAUUCCAAUUUUUUUGUAAGACAGAAGGUACUGGAUUUGAAUCAAUCAAUAGUGAGAAGUAGAGGGUGUUAUAAUGAUUAUCAAAAGCAAAAGAAGUUUUUUGUGUGUGCUGCAACUGAAGGGUCUGCAAAGUCUAGUAAAUCUGAAGAAACUAUCCCCACUUGGGCUAAACCAGAUUCUGAUGAACCCCCACCAUGGGCUAAGGGUGAAGGCAAAGAGAACUCAUCAAAGCAGAACUUUGAAGUUCCCUUUUUUGUUUAUUUACUUGCCUCGGCAAUUACUGCAAUUGCUGCUAUUGGUUCCAUUUUUGAGUAUGUGAAUCAGAGGCCGGUUUUAAGGAUUGUGAACACAGACAGCAUUCUGUACGCUCCAUUGCUAGGAUUCUUUGCAUUUACGGGCAUUCCUACUUCUGCGUUUUUGUGGUUCAAGUCUGUUCAAGCUGCUAACAAGGAAGCUGAUGAGCAAGACAAGAGGGAUGGCUAUCUCUAAAGUCACACUUGCAGCAAUGAGUUAAAUAUAGUGUUGAUCUUCUAUGAAACACGAGUACCUCUUUCAUUUAUCUUAACACUUGGCCUUUCAAUUCAAUUUUGCUUCUAUAAGAUAAAUAUCCUAAUUUUACAUUGUGAUACUCCAUCUGUGAAAUUUUUAGUUUAUAGUUAUGUACAGACUUGUGAAUAUCCAAGCUAGCUGAGGUAACAAGUAUACCAUAGACUUGUACUCAAAACAUUUUAUGAUUUUUGUUUGGUAUAGAAAUAUCCUGACAGGAUAUACUGAUGCAUAAGUGGAAGGUUUGAGGUCAUGACCUAUCACACUACCUUCAUAUAUUGAAUGAUUGAAUCUUCCAAUAAUUUUCCCUUCAAGUAAAUAUCAGAUGAAAGCUGCCCUUGCAGAUUAUUUUGGAAACUGUUGAAUUGUCUGGAGCAUGACAGAGAUGUUUCUUGUGUUGCUUCAACCAUACAAGGAAGGCUUUAUAUGAUUUUUAUGGGAAGCCAAUUACCCUGACUGGUGCUUUUGAGCAACUCCUUGUGAAAUGGCAUCUGAUGCUUGAACAUGAUAUACAUGCUUGGGAUGGAGCUAAAUUGCUGAGUAUCAAGUCCUUAAAUAUGAAAGAGUUGCCUUGCAAGUUACCUUUCAAAUUGCUGAAAAGUGCUUGAAUAUAAAAUGAUGCCCUUCUGAUCCAAUGCAUAAAAGAUGAAAAUGUCAUAGACUUCAACGUUUGUGUUGGCCCCAUAAGUAAUCUUUCACGGUACCACCUAAGUAUUGUCUUGUCUUUUUAUAAAGAAAUCCAAUUUUGCCGGAGUGAUUCUCAGUUCCUCCACUUGCCUACCUGCAUGUAUUUAUCUACUCCACGUGCCUGUUGUGUGUCUCAACCUAGGUAGCCACACUCUUUCCAAACUUCCGUCCCUAAGCUAAAAGCCCUACUCUCUUCCACAUGGCUUCACAUCAAAUAUCAGGAACUUGUGCUGAACAUACGAUUUCAGUAGCUGAUGAAGAUGCUCGAAAGGUCCAGAGAUUGCGAUGAGCUCAAUGGCUCCGAGCAGCUAUUCUAGGAGCUAAUGAUGGUCUGCUUUCUACCACAUCACUAAUGCUUGGCGUAGGUGCAGCGAAGGAAGAUAGACGGUCCAUGGUCUUAUCUGGACUGGCUGGAGCUGUUGCAGGUGCCUGUAGCAUGGCUGUUGGGGAGUUUGUUUCUGUCUCAACCCAAAAAGAUAUCGAAAAGGAAACUGUUAGCCACUUCAGUUCGAAACAUUACGGGAAAGAUGCUCCUGGAAUCGGACUCGAUGGCACCGCAACUACAGCAAGCAUGAAAGGAGAAGCAAAGCUGGAUGACUCCAAGGUCAUCUCUGAGCCAACACAGAGAAUGUCACGAAGUAUGAUCCUCGAGCCAAAGCUGCCCCCAGAGCUUAAUGAAGUAGAUUGCAAGUCACUCGUACGUGGAGUAAUCGAUGUCUCGAUAAAGAGCAAAAUGGCCUAGAAGUACCAUUAUACUUGUGCUAUGAGUGUGGAGCAUGAUCAAGCCAAUCAGUUCAUAGAUUGAGACUUGCACGACUUGUAUGAUUGCAAAUUUGCAGGAGUGCAUCACUUUUAUCAGGGGUGGUUGGGGCAAAUCAAUAUAAUUAAUGGCACCAUUCUUGAUUGGGACUUCUGGGCCUCAUCUCAAGUCAAUGAGCCAUACCUUUGACAAGUUUGUUAACAGAAGCCUCCAUAUCCAAGAUGAUAAAGAUUUUGGGAAAUAAAAGAAGUGAAGAUAGACUAGACAAGGCAUGCAUGAUGGGAUAAAAAUAAAAUAUCUGGUGUAGAUGAUUGCCUGAAUAAGGACAAUAGGGCAUGACAAGGUGGUCAUCAUUUAAAGCCCCUCCAAAAAAACAAACAACUUGUAUAAAUGCUAUAGUCUGAAAGGUAGCAUUUCCUUCCAGCCACCAUAGAUGCACCAUAUCUAUAUGAUAGUUUGAAAGGUUGCAAAAGGAACAGUCUGAACUGCAAACUUGAAAAGGAUCUGAUCAUAGUUUGACAAUCAUGGGGCAGGGAGAAAAGCAGGAAUUCUCUUCUCCUUUGCCUGUUCUACCAAGAUUGGAUCGCCUUGAUCGUUUGCUGCAUUUUCUGGAAGAGAAGCAUUCCUUGUCAGGAAGGCACACAGCCAAGUCUGUAGUCAGGACAGUGGAAGCAGAAGAUCAGUGCAAGAAUUUAUCAUCUGCACUCGAGGAAGUUCAACACAAAGGCACCCUGAUGGAUAGACUAGAAAUGCUCGAAAACCGAGUAUUACAGUUAAGCCUAGAGAUGGAUGUAGAAAACACAUCGAGGUCAAGCUCUUCCACCUUUCAAGGACCAGAAAAAAUGGGCCGUGAUGAGGUUUCAACCAUAAUCACUAAGGAGGAUGGGCAGAUGAUCAUCACCAACCAAGAGAAGCAAGAUUCUCUUACAGAUCAAGAAAUCACUUGCACUGCAGAAGCAUGUGUAAGAAUUUCAAAGGCUUCCCAAAAAGAUAAAAGGCGCAAAAAGAAGCGCAGGGCAUGGCUUGGGUGGCUUGCAAUGGGAUGCUAAUGUUCGCUAUCCCCAGCAACUUGGGCAAACUAGUUUUCACUUGCAAGUUCCACAUCCUGCAGAUUUCACGAAGCUCUUGCUCUUCUUGUCUAAUUUUUCCAUAACCUUUCUAUGUCUAAUCAUUGAUCCUGUUAGUCUCAAAAUGUUAAUAAAUUUCCCAAUUUACUAAGCAUAA